AUGUUGUGGCGAGCUUCUCUUAUACUCUUCAUUAUGAGUUCCGUGUGCGAUGCUAUCGUCAGCAUAUACCCAUUUGACGCACCGUAUUCGGACGUUAAGCGUAAGUUGAAUCACAAAACCCUACGCCGCAAAAGACCAUAUGGCUGGCAGUUGGGUUUGAUAGACCGAUGUCAAGUUCACAAACUGGACCGAGGAACUGUGACUAUGAAGAUUGAACUAUUCUUCCAUAAACUCCCGCAUCUCCUGCACACUUUGCCUACUGACCUCCAGUCGUGGGCCCUCAACUGGCUGUUCUGGGUCAGUAAAGAACCCUGCCUUACAAUUGUCGACGUACCUGGCCGGGUGCUUUUUGACAGUGUACAGCUCCCACGCGAUCAGUGCGAUUUUUGUUCAGCUUCUGCAUCAUUGGUAUUUGAAAUUGUUUGCGUUAGCUCAAGAAAGAUAUUUCUCCGAAAAUCUUCAAACCGAAGACACUCUGUGUUAAAUUUAAGCAUUAUUAAACACGAAGCAUCCAAAAAGGACGUUUAA
Molecule: messenger RNA, 528 nt
Organism: Opisthorchis viverrini
Lineage: Eukaryota; Metazoa; Platyhelminthes; Trematoda; Opisthorchiida; Opisthorchiidae
Exons: 4
Coding region: 1-528 (175 amino acids)
Source: RefSeq, a predicted model, not a curated record